Phlebotomus papatasi is the source of this 5046-nucleotide messenger RNA. RefSeq names its product myogenic-determination protein (gene nau). The coding region runs from base 245 to 1015 and encodes 256 amino acids. The transcript has 5 exons. Lineage: Eukaryota; Metazoa; Arthropoda; Insecta; Diptera; Psychodidae. Gene Ontology annotation, molecular function: protein dimerization activity; DNA-binding transcription factor activity, RNA polymerase II-specific; RNA polymerase II cis-regulatory region sequence-specific DNA binding. Gene Ontology annotation, biological process: positive regulation of myoblast differentiation; regulation of transcription by RNA polymerase II; muscle organ development. The record is from RefSeq and is a predicted model, not a curated record.
AGAAUUACUACAAAAAAUAGUGUCACAUGUGCUUCUGAAGACUGAUCAUCGAGGCAUCAGUUAGUGUGUCUCAAGUCUCGGGAAUUGUAACGUGCAUCAGGAACUGAUUCUGUUGAACUCAAAAGCCGCAAUUUGUGCACAAUUUGAACUAAUUUUACGGAUGUUCUAGACAACAAAGAAUGGAUUUAUUGAGUGGAUUUUGAGUGUGUGAUAGGAUUUAAAGAAAGUGAACUAGUUGGAAACAAUGACAAAGUUUAGUGAGAAAUUGUGCUGUAAGAUCUCCCCAGAUCCUUACAAGAGUAACUAUGAGGUCAGUCAUAAGGCUUCACCGUCUGUUGGAGACUUCUAUCCACACUAUGGAUCAUCGAUGCAGAGCCAGAACGAAGGGAAUAUCCAGGUUCGGACAUUCAAUUCAGAUCCUGAUGACAACAGUUUGAGUUCAGAGGAACAGCACGUUCUAGCCCCUGUAGGCUGCUCAGCUGGACAGUCCCGACCUUGUCUGGCAUGGGCAUGCAAGGCCUGCAAAAAGAAGAGUGUCACUGUGGACAGGAGAAAAGCAGCUACCCUGCGGGAACGCCGACGUCUGAGAAAAGUAAAUGAGGCAUUUGAGUUGCUGAAGCGACGAACAAGUACAAAUCCCAACCAAAGACUCCCAAAAGUCGAAAUACUGAGAAAUGCUAUCGAGUAUAUUGAAUCCUUGGAGGAUCUACUACAAGAAACACCACCCAUUAGACAAAGUCCCGACAAUAUCGACGAAGUGUCCAAUCAAACCACUCGAUCUCAGGAUUACAUGAACUGUUGUCCUGGCUCAUAUUUGAAAGAAAGACUGCAUCAGUUAGCCAAAGAAACAGACAGAUUUACGCCGAUUGCCGGCUACAUAACCAAUGGAAGUGCAAAUGGAUCGAGUCUUGAAUGUUUAAAUUUAAUUGUUCAGAGUAUAAAUGCAGUACAAUCAUCGCCAAAUCAUCCAUCAUCAACCAAUUUGCCUAAUAAAUUCGACACUGUCGUUCAGUGAUUUUAGCUGUGAUUUCAAAGGGGUAUUUUUUGAAAAAUUCAAAAAUAAAUUCUUGUAAAGGGGAGAGCAUGGCAAGUAUGGGCAAGUACAUAUGCCUCAAAGUCUCUUUUUAAAUUAUUAAAAGUUGUUGAAGAAAGUUCAAUUGGAAAAAGUCCGUAAAGGUGGAGUAGGUUUAUUCUAGUUUAAAUAUUCACGGUUUUCCCUCAUUCUUUUAAAUGGAAUAGGAUAUUAUUUCAAUGUAAUUAAACUAAAAGUCAUAGCCUGAAAUUUAAAUCCAUUCACUCCAAUCAAUCUAGAGUUUACACAACUUUUUUGAAGCUUGAUAAGAAAAACAAUUAAAUAAUCUUCAAAGUAAGGGAGACUGGGGCAAAAUGUGUUACAUCUAAAAUUUUUUAAUUCAGUAUUUUCUAUAAAAUAAAACAAACUGAAUAUUAAAAUUUUUGACACAGACAGCCUUCAAGAAUCUUCUUAACCCUUUAUGGACGAAUGGGACACCGGUGCCGGUGCCCCAAAAACAAAAACAAUUCUUUUUGACUAUGAAAAGUUAUUUUGUCCUCCAAAUAGUCCGAAAAAUUAGUUUUUAUUUUUGGGACACCGGUGUCCCAUUCGUCCUUAAAGGGUUAAACAUACAAAGCUUUAAAGGAUUCAAGAAUGAAUUGUGGAAAAUAAAAUAUGUUCAAAUUUUGGGCCCUAUUCAAAUUUCACUUAAUUAAAAUUAAACAAGUCAAAAUAAUAUUUUUCGGGAAGGUUCUCUACAAAUUGUAUUAAUUUGAUUUUGUUUUUAUUAGAAUAAAAUGUCAUAAAUUAUUUUAAGUAUGAUAAAUUUUUUUGACAACUAAAUCGAUUUUUAGAAAAUGGUUCGAAAAGCACGCUUUCUAUUGGGAUAAAAGUAAGUAAUUUUAAGAAAGGUUAUAGAGCAAUAGUGAGAGUUGGGGCUACUUUGAGCUGCGAGGCUACAUUGUUAUAUGAUUUUUCGCAUAUUUUUAAAGGAAGUUUAGCUUUGCCAUAAUUUAAUUUAGAUCUACAAAUAUUUUGCCUAUCUAAAUUACAUUAUAACUUAACCAAGUUUCAUUUAAAAAUACGCGAAAAAAAUCGUAUAACAAUUGUUGUUGGAUUCGUUAGGGAAUCUGUAAGGACGAAACUCUUACGACAAUCGCCUGGAUGAGCGCCUUGGCCGCCAGAGGUUUCUCCAGAAUCUUCAGCGUUCCUCCUAACAAUCUAUUCCACAUAACAAUCUAUAACAAUCUAUUCAAAGAAAUGCUCUUAGGAGAAAUCGGCGCCGCUCCGAGAGGCACCUAUGAUGUCAAUUCAAAUACCAAAGGGUGUUUAAUCGUUGAAGAGAAGGUAGUGCUAACACAAUCUAGCCACACAGCUCAGGAUAGCCCCUCCUCUCCUUAAAUUUACUUUACAGAUAUGCUCAUUAUAAAUCUAUCAAGUCUUCUGCGAUCGCGUGAAAUAAUUCAGUAUCAGUUAUAAUUAAUUUUGCCCCAAUUUCCCCUACUAUUAUGGAAUUACAUAAUUUAUAAUUUUUUAUAAUAAGGUUUCAUCUGGAAUAUAAUUUCCACGUUACUAAAUUACUGCUAGGUUAUCAAAGUCCGGAUAUCCAAAUUGAUUUGUCCGGAAUUCCAAAUUUUAUUUCACAAAUUAAUUUAAAUCGUAAUUCCUGUCGUUUGUACUCUUAGUAAUUAUUUUUGAAAAAUUAAAUAAUAUGAUUUCCCGUGUAUUGAAAAAUUUUACUGUCUUUAAAGUUCUGAAUUAAGUAUACUGAUUUCAUUUAAUUUUUAUAUUGUAAAUCAUACAAUUAAUUUCCUAGAAUCAUUUGAAUUUUGGAAUCUAAAAUCUCUCUAGGAUUUGUGAGAUAUCGUACACGCAGAAAAAACAGUUUUAAAAAUUAUUAAUGAUUCAUAUGAAUAAAGUUUUUCAUAAUAAAAAAUACCUCUAAAUCUAAAACAGGAAAUAAGUUUGUCUUCUAUAUCUAAAUUUAUUCUAUAUAAAUUAAAAUUCUGGAAUUCGAAGGCCAUGUUCUGAAUUAGAAAACCAGAUAUGAACUUUUAUGUGUUUUUUUUUUGGAAAACAAAGAAACAACCAAUCUCUUUGAAAUUUUUGAUAUAAGUUUAUACACAUUUAAAAUGCUUAAAUAUUUUUUUCCGAAAAAUAUUACAGAACGGUGGGCUAAUGAGUAGUUUAGUACAGCAUUUCUUUGAACGACUUCUUAAUUUUUGGAUGUUCGCCCAAACGCUUGUAAAUCUGCUCAGCACUCUAUUACUUUCGUGUCUGUGUGUUCGCAAAUAUUCCGAAUUAGUUUCUUAAAUUUUUAUGGUAUAUAUUCAGAAAUAGUUCAUUUAUCUUUUUAAGCAAUAAAAAACAAUAUGGACCUCUUUUCAUUUCGUAAUUCAGGACACGGCCUUAAAUAGAAUAAGGUAAAGUACCCUUACUCGACCGGGUUCCUCUAUUCGACCGGUGGGUCAAUUUUUGAAUAUUUGAUGGUGAAUUUCAUCAAUUUCUAUGAAUUUGUCACUGAUUCGUAUUAUUUAAAGAAUAAUUGACCUAUUAAUGUUAGAUCAUACACAAAAUAUUAUAGCAAAUAUAAUUAAAUUGAAUAAAUAAAUCUACCGGUCGAAUAGAGGAACCGGUCGAAUAAAGGGUACUUUACCUUACGUUAUUAAAUUCGGUUUUCCACUUAAGGAUUGUUGAAUCUAGCAUUUCCAUCACAAUAUUUUCAUUAAAGUUAAUAAGACAAUUUUGUUGAUUGAUUGGAUGAAAUUUAUUUACAAUUUUUUAUUUUUUGUUCCACUUCUUUUAAUAUCAGAAUAAUGAUAUUUGAUUUAUAAAGGCUCAAAAACACGUUUAAUGCAAUAAAUCUUUAAAUUUUUAAACUUCUUCUUUUGUCGAUCCAUAAAAAGAGGUGAAUUAUAUGAUUUUUAAAAAUUUUAGCUCUACAAACUAAACUAUUUUUUAAUUUUCCUAUGACUAAUAUGGAACUUUAACUUAGUUCUAGUAUGUCUCAAUAUCCUAAAUAACAAGGAAUUGUAUUAUUUUUUUUCAUAAUCCUAUGAAUCAUUUGUGCCCUUAUUAACUACUCUAGAGUUGUUUUUUUCAAAAAUCUUGUCUGAUAGGAAAUUAUAGAGAGGUUAAACCAUAUUGCUAAGCCUUGUAUUUGCUUCAUCUCUGACUUUCAUUUUGUACAACAUUGGAAAUUUUAGUUCCAUUCUCCUUUCUUUUUAAGUGGAAUUGAAUUGAAGAAAAAUCAGUAAUCAUAUAAAGAAUCUCAUAUUUUUUUUAUGAUUUUUGACGAUUUUAUAAUGAUUUUCUAAUGUUUUUACAUUCAUGUCCCAUGAAAAAAAUCGAAAAUAUAAAAUAAUGUAAUACAAUUAUAUUUUUUCUGAGUGUAGAAUCUAAAUAGAAAAUAGUGGGGCAUAAAAAUUAUGAAAAUUAACUUGAAAUCCAAAAGACUUUGAAAAAUGUUUCCGAAUGAUCCUCAGUAAAAGCUACCUAAACCUGUCCCACUCUCCCCUAUCUAAGAUAUAAGAACUGAAUUAAUUUACAUUUCAACACUUGAAAAAUUCAGUGUUUACCUGGCUCAAAAAUUCGCUGUUGUAUGUAACACCCAUUCAAUCUUGCCCUGUUCUGUUCUACAGAAAAUAUCCAAGAUAUUUGUAAAUUAAAUUAUUUAAAAAAUAUGAAAAAAGUCAACAAAAAAAAAAAGAAUUGCCAAUCCUGCCUUAAUAAAAUGCCCCUUGUGUGAUUCCUAAUGAAGAAAUCACAGCUAAACUUCCUACAAUAAAAAAAAUUGUCAUAUCCAUUUGCAAUAGUAGUAUAUUUAAAAAAAAAAGUGGAUUUAGUGAUUGUCCUGAAAAUUAGGAUUAUUUAGAUAACAUUGUUUAAAAAUAAAUGAAUUAAGGAUGCAGUAGAUUAAGGAGAAUGUUUAUUUGGCCAAGAGAUUAGGGGAUACGUUGUAUACAAAAUAUAUGGGACAGGAAAUGUGACUUAAAGAUGCGUGGUUAUAAAUGAAUAUACUCUUGUCGAACUAA